GCAGGCAAACGAGUUCAGGGAGCCAUUAUCAGUGACGUAGCUCACCGGCUGUUAGACUGGGAAGCUGCGGCAAGCGUGCUACACACUAAGUAGAAAAUGACCGACAGUGACCUCAAACACACGACGUUAUAGCGAUUGAGUCUCCCCGUCGUAGUUAUUGACAGGAUUUGCCAUGAAAUUAAUGAAUUGCUGUCGAAAUUAGUCUGUUUUAGUCGGCCGUUAAAGCACCGCUCGCUAUUUUAGGUGUAUAACGUCGCUGUGUAGCUUACUAAAAGCCUUUCCCUCUGGCGAAGGCUGGUAACGUUGACUGGUUUGCAGUCAGUGAACGUGAAACUAGCCUAGGUUAGGUUAGCUAGCUAUGGAUAAAGCGAAAUCAAUAAUGGAGCAGAAGGGAUCUGGCCCUUGUUAUUCGAACGGAUUGCAAAAAUCGUUUCGGGCUCAGCUUGCUAACAGUGGCUGCAACCCUUACAGCCCGAACGGUGGCUGCAGCACCAACGGGACUGACAAUUUCCACCAUCUUCAUUAUGAUCCUGAAACUAAUGGUUCGCCUGCUAAAAGGUGUCGACUUCGGAGGCGAGUGGAAUCAGUGAAAAAGAAUAGACCACCCUUCCCCUGGUUUGGCAUGGACAUUGGCGGCACGCUGGUGAAGCUGGUCUACUUCGAGCCCAAGGACAUCACGGCCGAGGAGGAGCAGGAGGAGGUGGACAACCUGAAGAGCAUCCGCCGCUACCUGACGUCCAACACGGCCUACGGCAAGACGGGCAUCCGCGACGUCCACCUGGAGCUGCGCAACCUGACCAUCUGCGGCCGCACGGGCAACCUGCACUUCAUCCGCUUCCCCACGCUGGCCAUGCACCGCUUCAUCCAGAUGGGCCGCGACAAGAACUUCUCCAGCCUCCACACCACGCUCUGUGCCACCGGCGGAGGCGCCUACAAGUUCGAGAACGACUUCAGGACGAUGGCGGACCUGGAGCUGCUGAAGCUGGAUGAGUUGGACUGCCUGAUUCACGGGCUGCUGUACGUUGACUCUGUGGGCUUCAAUGGGCACCCCGAGUGCUACUACUUCGAGAACCCCUCCGACACCCAGAACUGCGUCAAGAGGCCCUGUUGCCUGGACAACCCCUUCCCCAUGCUGCUGGUGAACAUCGGCUCGGGGGUCAGCAUCUUGGCUGUCUACUCCAAGGACAACUACAAGCGCGUCACGGGAACCAGCCUGGGUGGUGGCACGUUUCUGGGCCUGUGCUGUCUGCUGACGGGCUGCGAGACCUUUGAGGAGGCCCUGGAAAUGGCCAGCAAAGGUGACAGCACCAAUGUGGACAAGCUGGUGAAGGAUAUCUACGGAGGGGACUACGAGCGCUUCGGCCUGCAAGGAUCAGCUGUGGCCUCCAGUUUUGGGCACAUGAUGAGCAAGGAGAAGAGGGAGAGCAUCUCGAAAGAGGACCUGGCCAGAGCCACUCUGGUGACCAUCACAAACAACAUCGGCUCCAUCGCACGCAUGUGUGCUGUUAAUGAGAAAAUCGAGCGGGUGGUGUUUGUGGGAAAUUUCCUGAGAAUAAACACAGUGUCCACCAAGCUUCUGGCCUAUGCCAUGGACUUCUGGUCCAAGGGCCAGCUCAGAGCUCUGUUCUUAGAGCAUGAGGGGUAUUUCGGAGCGGUCGGGGCAUUUUUAGAGCUUCUGAAGUCCUCAGAGGAAGCUUAAGAAGUGGCUUCGGAAUCACCACCCAGACAAAAGCUGCUCAACGGUCUCCUAACGGACACCUGCACAGGAAAAUGGGAAUUGGAAUUUAGGGGGGAAACUGGGAAUACUUGGAAAAGCCAUGUAAUAAUUUAACUGUAAAUAUUCUAAACACUACUCUUCCCCCUCCAGUGCUCCCAUAUCCCUUUUAAAAGAGUUUUAUAUGACUAACUUAAACGCCUUGUCUGUGAGACACACACAAGAUUUUGUUUUUUGUCUAUUUUCUGUUUGUUGUCCCUUGGUAAUGCAUGUAAAUAUUAAUUCUAUGUUUGUUUUGAGUACUAUGUGUGUCACUAAAUGCCAAACCCUGCUGAGAUUUUAUGAGUGUUGAAACUUCCUGGCAUCCUGUAUACUGUUCACCAGUAGGGGCAGCCUUCCCUCAACAGACUUUGUUAGUUUGUUUUGAUGCAGUAAGAGGUCCCAUUCAAAUGUGUUUGUUUGGUUUCGCUUUUGUGUUGCUUGGACCCUGAGGUUUAGUUUGGAUGUAGCAUCAUCUUCUCUUCUGCUAAUCUCUGAUUCCCUCCGCUCUGGCCUGAAUCGUGCGGCUAGCGGAUUUUAAAGGUGUGAGACAAGCACGUUCCUCCAUCACAUUAAUGGAAGUGCCGUUGCUUUGACAAAAAAGGGGAACAUUGAGGUGGAUUAUUUAUUACAGUAUACGUUCUCUGCCCUUUUCUAUAAAGACAUACAUUGCCAUGCAAAUGCAUUGUAUUUCAGUCACAUUUUCGUUUUAAGUUAUGUUUGUUUGAAAAUCAAUUAAUGUUGUUCAGUAAGUGUUCUCCUAAUAGCUGUGAGCUCGUCUUUGAGAACUGGUCUCGGGAGAGGAAUUAAGACACAGGGUCUUCGGCUACAGCUCCUCAGCAUGGGACCAAUGUAUUUUACAGGCAUAUGCACGGUCACCCUCAGUCCUCUCUAUACCGCUCUGUUAUUGCAUAGGCCACAUUAUUGGCCCAAUUCCAUGAUGGGCCCAAAGGACCAUGAAUAGUCCUUUCCCUCCACUCAGCCUCUAAUUGCAGGCAGUUCACAGGAUGAGGUCCCCUCCUAUCAGCAUAUUGCCAUUACGAAAACAGAGACGGUGUGCCGUUAAGUACAUACCAGUGGCAUUUAGGUAACCUUUGCUUCGGGGAACUACAAAGCUGCAGAGAGACUAAGUAGCAAGUACUGUACCCCAUCACAUUUUAUUUUUCUUCUCUUCCUCCCUUCUCAUCUUCCAAGCUGGUGUGCCCUUUCUUCCAUCUACAUGUCUCAUGUCUGGUACAUCAGCCAUCACCUUUAUCCAAAGCGCUCUGUUGCCAUUCGCAAUGUGUGUGUGUGAUCAUCAUCAUCAUCGACAUUGUGUAUUAACUGCAGUCAGUUCUUUAUGUCACAGUGCCAGGUAGUAGAACAGUUUUCUAUUUUGGAUUAAGCAGAUUAACAAUCUGUGCCAACAUGUUUCAGAUGAGAAACAUGGGAUGUUAGUUGGCCAGUUUUUGUCGGAUGGUGACACUUAGCUGUGUGUCUAUCUCUGGUUCCUUCUGUUUCCUUUAGUUGGAUCUGUAGAUGCUUAGGCCAGAAAGGUACAGCUAUCCACUUCUCUACCCCACCUUUUUAAUUUUUUACGCUCCACGUGUGUUGUUGCCUUUUUGUCCUCAUUGUCUGUUUGUUAUGGCCUCUCUGUUAGCAACCUGCUAAUGCUAAAGCUAACACCAACGCCAACACAGUGCCCUCUAGAGGUGAAAUUGAGGACGUCUCUGGCAUUCACCGCUGUAAAUGCAAGCAGUAUAGAGGUUUUUUAACAGUGUGGACGCUAGCAUCAAUAUUCAUGUCAGUAUGAGUUUAUACACAGUAGUGAAAAUUUAGCAACAUCUUGCCCCAUUCUCUAUCAAGUGUUUUUGUUGCCUUCUUUUUUGUUUUGGUGACCAUGUUUUCAUCUGUCUUGUAAGUUUUGUUUGUUUCGGUUCUGUUGGUGGUUGUAUUAUGCCAAUGUUUUGGUUUUACUGGUUUUGUUUUUUGUUUCAUGUCAUUUAAACACACGUUUUGAAAUCUUUUUGCUGCAGAAUUAAGGACCCAUGCAGUUCAGGAAAUGCAGGAAAAUGUGGGGUCUUUUAAUCCCUGAAUGGUUUUGUGUUGGUUUGCUGGAUUUGUGUGAGAAACUACUACUGCUCUACAUGUGUGCACUUAAGCAAAUUCAUUGAUCACUGUUUAUCUAUCAACACUGUGUUCUGCAUUGUUUCCAUGAUUUAUGGUGAAGUCGGCCUUUCACAAUGAGUAUCAAUGUCUCGCGUAGUUCCUGCCUACCAAUGCAGUGUUGUACUCAUUCAAUUCAUUUGGGGUUUUUUCUGUCAUUUUAAGUGAAUAACUAUAGUAUUAUUGACUGGCUUGAGAAAUGAGAUUGUGUAAACACUAAGAUUGUGCAUGUGUUUAGCUGAAAUCACAGUGAAUCUCUCCACUCCUGAGCAACUAGAUCAGUGAUAAGAGUGGAAUUGUGCUGUUAGAACGUUUUGUAUUUGCUACACUUUUUCAGAAAGCAAAUAGUUCUCUUGGUAUGGAAUACUCGCUGUUGGAAUUUCCGGCACAUAGUUUUCCCAACUGAUCUCCAACAUGAACUGUGGUUGUAUCAGUCGGUGACGUAUCCACUUGACCCAUCAUAGUACCUGUGCAAAUCCAGGUGGGGCACAUCUCACUUAGUGUUGACAGCAACAGAGACACAUGCAUUCAGUAAACUUUGUGAGUUGCACUCUUAUAAAGCAUAAACAGAUGGACUUUGUUAGCAUCACGUUAACAUGGACUUUGUUAACAAUCAAAUACAAUGUGAUGCAAAUCUGACAGCUGUUCGAUAGUAGCAUGCUUAAAGGUCAGUGUCUGUAUCUGUGAAUUACAUUUCCGAUACAUGCAAACAGCUGAACAUAGACUGUGUGGUCUUUUCAGCGUUUUCUCAAUUAAACAUCUUUGCUCUAAAUAGAAAA
Alosa alosa (allis shad) is the source of this 4677-nucleotide messenger RNA. It is a transcript of the gene pank1a, whose product is annotated as pantothenate kinase 1a. The transcript is spliced from 7 exons. Gene Ontology annotation, biological process: coenzyme A biosynthetic process. Lineage: Eukaryota; Metazoa; Chordata; Actinopteri; Clupeiformes; Clupeidae. Gene Ontology annotation, cellular component: nucleus; cytosol. Bases 359 to 1699 code for a protein of 446 amino acids. The record is from RefSeq and is a predicted model, not a curated record. Gene Ontology annotation, molecular function: pantothenate kinase activity; ATP binding.